Messenger RNA from Mercurialis annua (annual mercury), 2878 nucleotides. RefSeq lists its product as uncharacterized. The record is from RefSeq and is a predicted model, not a curated record. The transcript is spliced from 9 exons. Gene Ontology annotation, biological process: positive regulation of ERAD pathway. Gene Ontology annotation, molecular function: ubiquitin protein ligase activity. The coding region runs from base 660 to 1952 and encodes 430 amino acids. NCBI's taxonomy places the organism in Eukaryota, Viridiplantae, Streptophyta, Magnoliopsida, Malpighiales, Euphorbiaceae.
UGUGCAAUUAGGACACUAUAGUCUGCUGUGCUUUGGUUUCAGCUACAAUUUUGAGCCUGUGAAGUUCUGCUGGACAAAAAACUAGUAAAAUCUUGUUUAACUCAUCUUCGAGGCAGAUUGCAUGUAAAGUGAAUUGUACCAAUGAUGGGAGAAUCCAUUCCGUGAUGGUAACUUUAUCUUAGCUUGAAUUAUGGUAGUUUUGCUGCUAAUUUGUUUUUAUUGUUAGGGGAGAACAUAAAAGCAUGACUUGUAUUGGAGUGCAAAUCUCGGAAAGAGAAAUAAAUAAAUACUUUAAAUGGAGUGUGUAGAAACAAGUAUGAAUUUUCUGUUAAUAAGUGGAGAUGAGCGUGAUGCUAACUAAAACAUGUGCUGGAACAAAAUAAGCUAACUUGCUUAAGGUUGGGUUAAGACACCUCUUCUUCAUUGGUCUGAAGUUGAACUCUCGGAUCUCUGUGCAGUUGCAUCAUCUAAUUUAUAUUGUAUACUCCAAAGACCUAUUAAAUUUUCCUGUUGGAGAUAACUUUUCAAACUUCUUCCUCUAAACAACUGCUACAUUAUUAUUUGAAACUUCAAGUGCAGAAACCGGAACGCCAGGCUCAAAUAUUUGCAUGCGCCAGUUUUACUCCACAAGCAACCAUUGGUACUGGUUUUAACUCGGGAUGUUUCAGUCAUCUCUUUCUUUUCUGUUGGAGCGUGCUGGUAUUGUUUUAACCCCACCUUCCGACCAACUGCAUCAAACCAGCCAACAUUUGUUAGUCGAUGGAGCUUUCCCUCCAACUCAGUUGCCCAAUUCUGCUGCCACUAGCAAUAGAAUUAGCACGGCCGAGGUUCUUAUUCAGAUUGCUGAAUCUGUAUACAGUGAUCAUCAUGGGAUAGGAAGAGAGGAGCAAAAUAACGAAACAUCAGAUAGUGAAACAAGUACUGAUAAUGGAAGUACAACUGAUGAGAGAUUUGAUUUAGUGUCUUCUCCUGCAUUAGCUCCUCGUUCUAACCGUAUAAGCUUGAUUGGGGAUGUUGUCUGGGAUGGGCAAGAUUCUUCUAUCCAGGGUACUGAGUUGCACCACAUUGGCAGAUGGAUUGAGCAAAUUUUUCCAUUCUUCUUGCUGUUGCUAGUUGUUUUCAUUCGUCAACAUUUGCAAGGAUUUGCUGUUGCAAUCGGGAUUACAGUUAUACUUCUCAAGUCAAAUGACAUUCUGCAAAGACAAGUUGCUCUAAAGGGAGAUAGCAAGAUCUAUGUUUUUGCUCUGAUCUCCAUAUUUGGCAUCCUUUAUGUGAUUGGUCUUUACUAUUGUUAUCGAAAUGAUGAUCUUUUGCCUCCAUUGGUCAUGCUCCCUCCAAAAGUCUUACCACGUUUUCGGACUGCAGUAUUCAUCAUCAUAAUAAAUGAUGCAUUGGUUCGACAGGCAGCAAUGACUUUCAAGUGUUUACUGUUAUUGUAUUACAAGAAUGGUGGUGGCCUCAAUUAUUACCGGCAGGUGAAUGAUGUGAUGCCCUACAAAGGUCAAAUGCUAACGUUGGUUGAGCAUAUGUUGCUGUUGUACCGCACCAUGAUACCAACGCCUGUAUGGUUUAGAUUCUUGUUGAACAAAGAAAAUGGAUGCCUCUUCUCAUCACUGACGACAGGGUUUUAUUUAACAUUCAAGAUUACUUGUGUAAUUGAAAAGGUAAAAUCCUUGCUUGCAGCCUGGAAGGCGUUAUCACAAAAGGAAGUUCAUUACAGAUCAUAUGCAACUGCGGAACAGGUAAGUGCAGCAGGCGAUCUGUGUGCCAUUUGCCAGGAAAAGAUGUAUUAUCCUGUAUUGUUGCACUGUCGACACAUAUUCUGUGAAGAGUGUGUUUCAGAAUGGUUUGAGAGAGAAGGGACGUGCCCAUUGUGUUGGGCGUUGCUGAAACCGAGAAAUGUGAGGUCAUUUGGGGACGGGUCAACAAGUAUAGUAUUCCAGUUGUUUUGAAAUAUCUGGAUCAAAGUGGAUGAUUGACAUAAAUAGAGGUAGGAGGGGAACAAAUGGGAUAAUCCAUUUAUGUAUAAAGGUGCUGCAUUUCUAUCUCUGCAUGGGACCCUCAUUGAUGGUGGGAGAUAGAUAUUGGUAGUAAUAUAAUUAGGUUUUGGUGGCAAGUUGUUUUGUGCUGUCGUACAAAAAGCUGGUGUAUUGGUAAGAAGAGAUUAAAAGAAAGAAAGAAAAAUAUGUGCGUAUGACUUUGCACAAAGUUAGCCUGAAAAUGGAAACAGUAUGAUGAUGGCAACUCGGACCUUAAUCUGCAAAGGACCACAAAUGCAGUGUGAGUGAGGCAGGAGAGGAAGUAAUAAAUAGAAAGAUGACUUUCAUUGUUACCAUUUUUGAAUUCAGUGCAGUCUCACCCCUGUAAUGUCCAUCUAUCACUCUCUAAAUUACUCAUUUGUGAUUUGAAUAGAAAAAUAUAAAAUAUAAGAUUCUCUCAUACAAUGAUCAACUAUAUAUAUUUUUGCUGAUAAGAAUGUGUGUGUCUGCGUGUGUGAGCAAGGUAUAGUGGAUUAAUAUUUGAUGUGAAUAAAAUAAGAGAUGCAUGAAAAAUGUUUGGGGAAAGUUGGAGUUGCAUAUCCUAAUGAAAGUGGAGGAAAUGAUGGAUGAAUGAGGAGAUGAGAGAGAGGCAGUGAGGGAUCUGCCGACUCAUUGAUUCAAGCUAAAUAUUGGACCUCUUUUUCUGUUUCUUUUCUUCUUUCAUUUCCUCAUACAUACAUAUUGCUUCAUCAUUCACUAAUUAUAAUAUAGUAUAUCAUAUGCCAACAAAUGCUUCUAUUCCACCACACCCUAUGCUUCCCAAUUUUCAUUUCUUCUUAACACAACUGCUUACAUCUCUUUCUACCACUUUAAUACUAUUACUAUACAAAUUCCUCUCU